Melampsora larici-populina 98AG31 is the source of this 798-nucleotide messenger RNA. RefSeq lists its product as uncharacterized. Bases 1 to 798 code for a protein of 265 amino acids. The transcript is spliced from 2 exons. Lineage: Eukaryota; Fungi; Basidiomycota; Pucciniomycetes; Pucciniales; Melampsoraceae. The record is from RefSeq and is a predicted model, not a curated record.
AUGAAUUUCCUCAAAUCUCAACUCAAAACUAAAAGUUCACAACUUGAAUCGAACUCCAACCUAAGUUUACCAUCAGAUCCAUUACGACAUUUAGAACAUUUACCAUUAUUAAGCAUCUUAGUACCCAUCUUAGGAUCUCAUUUACAUGGAUCUCUAAUUGAUUGGCAAAACAUAAUAUUUUGUUUGAUUUUAUUUAUUUAUAUUUUCAAUUUGAUCAACUUACCAUGGCAAAUGUUAAAAUCUAGUCAAUUUAUCCAACCUAUUGAUCUUAAUCCAGAUUCCAAACCAAUCGAUCCAUUAACGAUUAAAUUAUUUUUCUUAGCUACUAGUUUUAAACCAGUUGAAUAUCUUUUAUCUCGUUUACGUGAAGGUACUUUAUUUGGUAAACCGAUUCGACCUACUUCAAUGAUAUCCAAUGGACAAAUCGAAUUGAUUGAUUUGAUAGGUAGAUUUGAAGAUACUCAAACUCGAAUAAGAACAUUAGAAAAAAGAUUAGCAAGUGAUCCAGAAUUAGAUUCAUUACGAUCUGAUACUGAAUUGAUUUUAGGAAAAGUAGCCUUUCAAUUAAAUCAACGUUCAACUCAUCUCGAUAGAUCAUUAGAAUCUGAAAUGUCACAAAUGAUGAGUUUGAUUCAAAAAUUAAAUCAAACUAAAGAAUCGAUUGAAAAACUUGAGAAAGAAAUUGAAAAGAAUAUCAAAAUUAAAGAGGAUGAAAAAAGUUGGGUUUGGGAUUUGGUUCUGAAUGUGGUUCAAAAGCUUGCCAGAUUGAAAUAUAGUCAAAAGAAACUUAUUAAAUAA